Anopheles merus is the source of this 659-nucleotide messenger RNA. RefSeq lists its product as uncharacterized. Lineage: Eukaryota; Metazoa; Arthropoda; Insecta; Diptera; Culicidae. The transcript is spliced from 2 exons. The record is from RefSeq and is a predicted model, not a curated record. Bases 76 to 603 code for a protein of 175 amino acids.
GUUCGAUUGUGUUUUUGGUAUCAGUAUUCGUACAGCUCUUCUAUCAGCACAACACAUCCAACCAAUCCAAUCAAAAUGAAGUUCUUCAUUGCAAUCAUGGCUGUGGCGUUCGUCGCUGCCUCGGAGGCGUCCUACCUGCCAUACGAUGAUGUCCUGUCCUACCAGCACGGCUACGGCUAUGGACUUCCGGUGUCGAAGGUGGUCUAUGGCUCGUCGUACGGUCUCCCAGCAGCGGUGGACAAGUACUCCUACCCAUCAUCGUUCUACGGUUCCUAUCCGGCCGUGAAGAAAGUGGUCGAAUACCCGUCGGUUGCUCCAGUGCUGGCCACCAAGGUCGUUGAUAACAGCUACGAUCUGGGAUACAACAAGCUGGUCGCUCCAGUCCUGAGCAGCGGAUACGGUCUGGGAUACAACAAGCUGGUCAGCGGAUACGGUCUGGGAUACAACAAGCUGGUCAGCGGAUACGGUCUGGGAUACAACAAGCUGGUCGCUCCCGUCGUCGCCACCAAAGUCGUCGAUAAUGGACUGUGGAACUAUGGAGGAUACGGUCUGGGAUACAACAAGUAUCUGUCGACUGCUCCCGUUGCCAAAUACGUGUUGUAAAUGUAGAUAAUAUUGUUUUAAUAAACCGGCUCCGAUGCAUGACGUGUGAAUGUUAA